ACCGUGGGCGGUGUGUCACCGCGGGGCGGGGCGGCCCGCGCGCCCAGCACGUGACCGGUAGGGCGGGCACGUGAGUGGCGGGCGGUGAUGGCGGACCUUGUGGCGGAGGCGGACCCGGGCCUCGGGCGAGAUCUGGUGGCGGAGCUGCGGGGCCGCGACGGGCGGACGCGGACGGUGCGAGUGCCGUACCCGGCGGCGGGGGAGGGCGAGGCCGCCCAGCUGCGCGGGCUCCGGGGUGCCGUGAGCGAGCUGCAGGAGCGGGUGGUGGAGCUGCUGGCGCCGCUGGUGCAGGAGGAGCGGGCGGCGGCGGGUGGCGCGCGGCGCGGUGGCGGCGGGGAUGACGAUGACGACGAGGAGGAUGACGGCGAAGACGAAAAUAACGUGGACGCGGCGGCGAGCGGCGAUGACCCUCCACUGAAGCGGACGAAGGUGCAGCAGCCGUGAGGGCGGCGCUGGAUGCCGGGGCUGCGCCUAGCCCGUCCCGUUCGGCUGCACCGACUGUAAGUGUCCCGGGCCCGCUGCCCCGGCCGGCUCCUGCGGCGCUGCUGCUCCUGUUUAAACGCGAAGUGUCCAUCCCGACCGUGCUUUUCCGAAAGGAUGCGCCUGGGUGCGAGCAGCAUGUUGCUUACGGGGUGCCAGUGUUAUGCUAGCACAGUUUUUUGGUAAAUGAGUUGACAAGUAUAAAACUUCUUUCACAAAUA
Cinclus cinclus is the source of this 701-nucleotide messenger RNA. RefSeq names its product GON7 subunit of KEOPS complex (gene GON7). The transcript has 2 exons. Bases 88 to 444 code for a protein of 118 amino acids. Gene Ontology annotation, cellular component: EKC/KEOPS complex. Lineage: Eukaryota; Metazoa; Chordata; Aves; Passeriformes; Cinclidae. The record is from RefSeq and is a predicted model, not a curated record.